CACCAAAGCUGAUUUUCAAACUCAGUCGUGCAUGCUGGCAGCCCGCUCAUCAUCGCGCAAUUACUAAUAAUCUCACAAGACGAUGGUUAUGAUUUGAUCUGUUUUCGUGUUUUACCAUAGACGUAUUUCUCACCCCCUAGCCGUUAUCUUUCGCCGCGGAAACAAAACCUCACGCAUCGACUUCGCAACGAAAUUUAUCGUCAGUGCAGCGCAUACCUCCUACGAAAGCAAAAUUUACAGACUGGCAUAAUGGCGGAGCCACCAGCGAAACGUGCACGGAGACCCGAUAGCUCUACAAUGUGGGAUCAAGAUGAUACGAGAACACGUUCACCCGAGCCAGACUUAGAUUACGCCAGAAGUCCGCGGCGGGAGCAUGGAAAGGAGUAUGGGCGGCGCGAUGGACCCAGAGAUGAUCGAAGAUAUCGCUCGCGCUCGAGGGAUAGGAGAGACAGGAGACGCGAAAGGAGCAGGUCAGGGGAUCGUCGGGAUCGCGAUCGCAGGGACAGAGACAGAGACGGACGAAGUACGAGGGAGAGGACUAUCAGCAGGGAGAGGCAUCAUGAUAGACGAGGAUACCCAUCGAAAGGAGAAAGAUAUCGAUCCCGAUCCCCUAUCCGGAACGGCAACAGAGUUAGAUCCAGGACUCCACCUCCUAGAGGCCCACGAGGCGAUCGCAACGUUGAUCGCAGAGACCCUCGAACACAGCCGAAUGGUGUAGCGGACAUAAAACUGCGACACGACCGGCCCCGGGACGAAACCGAAAUGGACCUUGACGAUGCUGUCGGAGAUGACGAUUUCGAAGAGAUGAUGCGCCGGAGUAUGGGCUUUACAAGGUUCAGGAGCACGAAGAACACUAAGGUUCCUGGAAACAAUGUCUACGGCGUUCGGAAGGAGAAGAAGACGGAGUACAGACAGUACAUGAACCGUAUAGGAGGAUUCAACCGACCGCUCAGUCCAUCCAGGCAGUGAUUUCGACACGGGUUCUCUCUGCCAAGACUUCGUGUCCCUUUCAUUAUAUCCCAAGCCAUUUUCUCCUUCAUAUCUUCUCUAUCUUCUAUUUCCAUUGUUUUUCUUAUUGGGUGAUAUCAUUGUUUUUUCCUUUCACGGGUUCACCGCGAAAUGCAUUACUGGCGUAAGAUUUCGGGUGGUUUUUGCUAUUCCAAGCUCGAAAACCAGGCGAAUGAAAGAAUAUUUAAAUGUGCCUGGACAGUCAAAGAUUGACCGAAAUUCAAGUAUUUUGAG
Aspergillus homomorphus CBS 101889 is the source of this 1242-nucleotide messenger RNA. Its product is annotated as SNUT3/LISCH7 family protein. The record is from RefSeq and is a predicted model, not a curated record. Lineage: Eukaryota; Fungi; Ascomycota; Eurotiomycetes; Eurotiales; Aspergillaceae. Gene Ontology annotation, cellular component: precatalytic spliceosome. The transcript is spliced from 2 exons. The coding region runs from base 250 to 969 and encodes 239 amino acids. Gene Ontology annotation, biological process: RNA splicing.